Pyrenophora tritici-repentis Pt-1C-BFP is the source of this 1263-nucleotide messenger RNA. Its product is annotated as AF-4 domain containing protein. Lineage: Eukaryota; Fungi; Ascomycota; Dothideomycetes; Pleosporales; Pleosporaceae. The record is from RefSeq and is a predicted model, not a curated record.
AUGGUACUCGAAGAUGUCGAGAAUACGGCGCCAGAGAGCUUCGGAGAUGACCCACAACCCUCCUUAAAUGACGCAUAUUCAUCAACGCCCACUUCCAGACCCAACGGCCACCGCUUCGAUGCGAGCACCCUCCCACGGCCGCUGCCAGUUAUAGGCUCCUUUAUGGGUUUUUCCAGUGCCGCAGUGCGCUUCAAAACCGAAACAACACUCAAAUUCGCCGAGCAGAAGGUGGGACGUCAAUUGAACCCAGAAGAAGCGCAGGCGCUCGCAUUCCACAUUUACAAACUCGAGCAAACAAAAAGCUAUUUCGCCGCUACUGGUGCUAUGGCCGGGACAUGGCAGUGGUACCGGACCUGGGACAAGAUGAAGUAUCCCUUCUAUCAGCCGAAAGUGGAGGAUAUUGACAAGAACAAGUUUGGUCCCUUCACUGGCGUACGGGCGCAAUUUGCGCGACACGCAUGGCGAUGGGCACUAUACGUAGUCGUCGCAGGACAAAUGGGUAGCAUUAUUGGCCAGCUCAUCGCGCAACCGCUUGCUGCCGUCAAUACAUCUAAUGACCCCAAAUUGGUCCAGUUCGGCGUCGAGUUAAAGGCCUCAUCACAUGCUGAUCGAAAGAAGAAUGAACAAAUGGGACGUGAGAUUGGGGACAAGCGAAGACAGUUUGAAGAGCAAGUCAAGAAUCGUUCCGGUGGUGGUCCGUCGCCGCAACCAAGUUGGGGCAAGCAUCCCAAAGCUCAGAAUGAUGAUGACAUGAGUCCGACUGCUGGCAACGAAAGCUGGGGGUCUGACGCAGACAGUUGGGAGUCUUUCUCGGAGGAAAAGCCGCAACCAAAACCGCGAACACAAGGACCGCCACCACCAAGCCAAGCCUGGAACCGUCAACCACCCUCACAACGUCAACCAGAGUCUUCAUCAUCUCUGCCUUUUGACGAUGACUCUCCCACUGGUGGCCUCUUCCAGGAUGAAGUCAAUAACCCUAAACCAGAGUCUCAAGCGCAAUCAGGGUCAUCAUGGGAUCGCCUAAGGCGUGGUGAUGCGCCAGUACCGCUCCAGACUCCUCGUCGUCAACCUUAUCCAUCAAGGGCAGUGCCUGAACGCAAGGAGCAACGAGAGGGGUCUACAUUGGGAGACUCGUUUUCUUUUGUAGAGGGUGAUGAAGAAAGGAGCAGGGAGCGGGAGCGCGCACAGCAAGAGUUUGACGCUAGGAUAGAGAAGGAGCGACAAGGGCGCGACUUUAAUAGCGACGAGGGGAAGAAGUGGUAA